GAAAUUGGCUUUAUUAUACAAAACUACGAAGUUACUAAUUUUUUUUAUUAAUUGUUGUAUUGCAAUGUAACUCUGUCUCAAUGUCAUUGAAUAUAACUAGUGUGCCUAAUUCAUAUUGUAAUUUUUAUUUUCUAUAACAAUGAGUCUUAGUAUUUUAUGUAAACGAGCUAUUCCGCAGUAUUUGAAAACAUGCGGAAGAAGUGAUAUUUCUCAAAGAUACGUUGGUAGUUUUGUUCAGCAUUAUAAAUUAAAGAAUAAUUUGUUUAAAGCAAUUUCACCUUCAAUAUCCAGUAGACAGUGGCGACGGACAAUUUUCACAUCGAAUUUGAAGAAGUCUGAUGCAAAAUCAUAUAAACAUUCUUCAAUUGAACCUACUGCAGACAUUGAAAAUGACGAAGAAUUCCGAAAUAUUUUGAAAGAUUUCGCCAGUGAUUUUAAUUUGAAUAUUGAGUCCGAAGGAGCUAUAUUAGAAGAAAUUAAAAAAUCUCUAAAUCAACCUGAAGUUGAAGGAAUACCUUCUGGCAAUGAAAAGGAUAGAAAUUCGCCUAAUAAUUCUCCUGAGUCAUGUGCAGCUGGAGAAAAGUACAAAAAAUUCUCAGAAUCAGAUUCUGUAGUUAUACCUAGCCAGGAAGAUUUGGAAUCUGGAACCUUUACAGCAGCAGAAAUUACUUUCCACGUGGAUCAAAAGUGGAAUAGAGAUGCUUCACAAAUGCAGAUCAAACGUGGAAUUUCAGGAGUGUUUGAAAUAGAAGAAUUGGUGUCACUGUUGAGGAAAGAAAAUUUAUUUGACAUAGCUGUCAUUUCAAUUCCAAAAGAGCUACGCUAUGCUGACUUUUUAGUUUUGGUUACUUCAAUGUCUCCAAGACAUUCUGAAGCUGUGGCAGAAUAUGUCAUAAAAACUUAUAAAAAGAAAAAACAUUCAAAAGAUCCUUUCAUUGUUGUUGAAGGUGAAAAAACUGCAAAUUGGAAAUGUUUAGAUAUGGGCAAUAUUGUGCUUCAUAUAUUUUUGGAAGAAACCAGAGCUUUUUAUGACAUUGAAUCUCUAUGGCUAUUUGACCAAGAUUUUGACACAGGCGGAACUUUGAAGUCUGAUCCUGUUUAUGAUAGCCUUGAAGAACAGAUGGCUUUUUUCAAUUCUUUACAGAAUUCAACUUCAACAAAAGUUGUUAAAGAAAUUUCCUAAUGUUUGAAAUUAAUUUAAUGUUAUACUGUUAGUUAGAAGUUUAAAACAACAUCUAUAAGGUAGUUUAUUUAUUAAGGUGUAAAAAUUUUGAAUAAAUGUUUUUAGUACUUUCUUGUA
This is a messenger RNA of Argiope bruennichi, 1300 nucleotides long. RefSeq lists its product as uncharacterized. The record is from RefSeq and is a predicted model, not a curated record. NCBI's taxonomy places the organism in Eukaryota, Metazoa, Arthropoda, Arachnida, Araneae, Araneidae. Gene Ontology annotation, molecular function: ribosomal large subunit binding. Gene Ontology annotation, biological process: negative regulation of ribosome biogenesis; negative regulation of translation. The transcript has 4 exons. Bases 140 to 1183 code for a protein of 347 amino acids. Gene Ontology annotation, cellular component: mitochondrion.